AUGUCAGACCUAACCAUCCCCAAUACCACCAUUGCGCUCGUUCUCCCCGCUUUCAACGAGCCGCUCAACUUGGAAAAGACCCCAACACCAAAGACUACACCUGUCGGGUGGGCUCUGGUUCGCGUCUUGAGCACUUCCGUCCGGCCACACAAUCGUGCCGGCUUUUCGGGAAAGAGUCCUCUCUCCCUCCCCGUCCCGUACAACCCGGGGGACAGCGGCCUCGGACGCGUCAUCACCGUUAGACCCGAUGCCGUAGCCAUGAAGCCGGGCCAGCUCGUGUAUCUCAACGGCUUUUACCUCGCACGAGACGACCCAGAGGGCACCCGAGUUCUCACCGGCCUUCAUGAUGGCUUUGGCGACCCAGGUCAGGCCAAGCUGUUCAAGAAGCUGGGCGGGCUUUGGAGGAAUGUGGCCACCGUCCCGCUGGAGAACGCCAUUCCCCUCAACGAGAAGCUUUUGGUUGAUGAGCUGGGCUACUCAUUCGGAGAUCUGAACUACAUCCAGCGCCUUUCUGUUGCCUACGGCGGCGUCAGCGCUGCCGAACUCCGCGCCGGGGAAACCAUCAUCGUGGCACCGGCUACUGGUCACUUUUCCGGUGCCGUCGCUGAGAUUGCCGCCCAGAUCGGCUGCAAGGUCAUUGCGCUCUCGCGAUCGGCCUCCAAGCUGGAGCCGCUCACGAGUUGCCAUCCCCGCAUCGCCGCUCUUCAACUUAGCGGCGACGAAAAGAAGGAUAUUGCCGCCAUCCGAGCACUUGCUCCCAGCGGUGCGGAUGCCUACAUCGACGUUUCGCCGCCUUCCGCCACCGCUUCGCUCCAUAAAUCGACGGUAUCUCUCGCCUCUCUCCGUUCUUUCGGCCGCGCCGUUUUCCUAGGCAUGAUGUUCGACGUAAAGGUUAACUACAUGAGCCUGAUGGCCCGCAACAUUACUAUCAAGGGGCAGCAUAUGUAUACUCGCCUGGAGCUGGUCUCUCUGGUCAAGAUGGUCGAGACUGGAGUUCUCAAGCUGAGUAAAGAUGCUGGGCAUGAGAUUGUUGACAGGGGGUUUUCUCUAGAGGAAUGGGAGGAAGCUGUCAUUGUUGCAGAGAAGGCUACGGCCUGUGGACAACGAGUGCUGAUCUACCCCUAG
Messenger RNA from Colletotrichum destructivum, 1125 nucleotides. RefSeq names its product Putative GroES-like superfamily, NAD(P)-binding domain superfamily. The coding region runs from base 1 to 1125 and encodes 374 amino acids. The record is from RefSeq and is a predicted model, not a curated record. Lineage: Eukaryota; Fungi; Ascomycota; Sordariomycetes; Glomerellales; Glomerellaceae. Gene Ontology annotation, molecular function: oxidoreductase activity. Gene Ontology annotation, cellular component: mitochondrion. The transcript has a single exon.